Molecule: messenger RNA, 2184 nt
Organism: Drosophila serrata
Lineage: Eukaryota; Metazoa; Arthropoda; Insecta; Diptera; Drosophilidae
Product: BRCA1-associated protein
Biological process (GO): Ras protein signal transduction; protein ubiquitination
Cellular component (GO): cytoplasm
Molecular function (GO): zinc ion binding; ubiquitin protein ligase activity
Source: RefSeq, a predicted model, not a curated record
UUCAUAUUCCGUAAUGUCAAUAAAUAAAGCCUGUUGGUUAUUUUAUGUGAUACUAAAACGAAAUCAGAAUUAAAAUUCUAAGACACGAUGGAUUUGAGUUGCGUGCUUGCCAGUCGAUAGCUUUUAACUCCAUGGGAACAAGAAAAAAACAAACUUAUUUCGCCACACAAAAACACAAAAUUACAAUAAAAGUCUUAAUAAGUCAAAUUUUUGGCACAAAAUCUUAAUAAAAAUAUGCCUAUGUAAUGCUAGAAAACAUUUCGUUGUGUGUUAUCAAAAUAGAAACGGAUUUGGAACCCAGUGCAGAUUCCGAGGGAGCCGUUUCUGCCGAACACCCCACCAAUCCACGUGUGCUGAAGGAGCGGGAACGCGAUCGGGGAUUGCGUCGGGCCCGCGAUAUAACCAUCGAGACCUACACCAACCAGCGUUGGUCCAAGGAGCUGAGCGAUCAGAAGGCGCCGCAGGUCACCAAGAUGAACUGGGCGGCAACCGUGCAGCAUGUCAAUAGCCCCACGGCGGGCAGUUCGCGGGAGACAACACCUCGCAGCGGGGACGAGUCCGGCGGACCGCAAGCAACUGCCUCAAAUUUCCCGCAGGAGAUCGGCUACUUUUCUGGCAAUCCCAUCGUCGAGGUGACCAAGGGGCUCAUCCAUCUUUACAAGAAAAACGAACGCAAGGCCAUCAAGGAGGCUCCAUCCAACCAGCUUUGUUUGCUGGCCGUGCCCGCCACUCUCAACUGCCACGAUCUGCUGAACUUUAUAGCGCCCUGCCAUGCUGAGAUCAAGCACGUCCAGAUAGUCCGCGAUGGUAGUCCCAACCAGUUCAUGGUGCUGCUGGAAUUUCGCUCCAAUGAAUCAGCACUGGAGUUCUACAAAUCCUACAAUGGGAUUGCUUACAACUCCCUUGAGCCGGACUCUCUGUGCCACGCGCUCUGGGUGUCCGCAGUCGAGCGUGGAGAGCACGAACCCCCGCCUUUGGGCCACACGGAGCUGCCCACUUGCCCCGUCUGUCUGGAACGGAUGGACGAGAGUGUGGACGGAGUACUGACAAUUUUAUGCAACCACGCAUUUCACGCCAGCUGCCUGAUGAAAUGGGGCGACUCUACGUGCCCGGUUUGCCGACAUGUUCAGACCCCAGAGCUGGUAGAGGACUCCGUGUGCAUGGAAUGCGAGGGCACUGACUCGCUGUGGAUCUGCCUGAUCUGUGGCCAUGUAGGCUGCGGGCGGUACCAGGGCGGACAUGCUGCGGCCCACUAUCGAGCCACUAACCAUACCUUCGCAAUGCAGCUGGGUACCUCCAGCGUUUGGGACUAUGCUGGCGACAACUUUGUGCAUCGUCUGUUCCAGAACAAGUCUGAUGGCAAGCUGGUGGCCUCCCAAACAGAAAAGGACGAACGCGAGGAGAAGAUCGAUUCCAUGCAGAUGGAGUUCACCUACCUACUGACCUCGCAGUUGGACACUCAGCGCAAGUAUUACGAAGAGCGGAUGGAGCGACUGGAACAGGAGUGGCAGAACUUCAAGGCGAACGCCAACGAGGCCAAAACCGAGGUCUCCGAGCUUCAGCAGCUGCAACAGACUAUGCAGAAGGAGAAGCAGAACCUGGAGCGCAAGCUCGCGCAGCACACAGCCAAGCUCAAGGAGGUUCAAAAGCAACUGAACGAAGAGCGUGAACUGUCCAAGGCCCUACAGACCAACCAGAGUUCCUGGCACGGCAAGUACAAGAUCCUGGAGCAGCAGUACAAUGAGUUUAAACAUACCCACGACGUCGAGGUAACCGAUCUCAAGGAGCAGCUGCGCGAUGUAAUGUUCUUUUUGGACAAUCAGCAAAAAAUAGCCAACUCGGAGCUGGCUGGUGGCUCCAUUACUGGGAUUGGAGAAAAGGAGCCCGAUCCCAGUUCUCGGCGUGGCAAUCGUCGCAAGAAAUAGAAAACGAUCUUUUAUACCAUUUACACAUCCAUGUAUUUUGAUUCGAGUUGCACUGUCUGUCUAUUUCCCGAUUUGAGAAGGCUUUGAAACCCGAAUACAUAAGAUUUAAAGCAGCUCUAUAUGUGAUUUCCUUUGUGAAGCAAAGACCCAAGGAUACUUUAUAACCUAGUUUACUACUCUACUCUUAAGCGGAUUCAUAGGCUUCUGCCAGAAAUAUUUUGCGUUUGUUAUUCAAGAAAAUUAAAAGUUUUUGAUGAAA